This is a messenger RNA of Orycteropus afer afer, 972 nucleotides long. Its product is annotated as olfactory receptor 51S1. Gene Ontology annotation, cellular component: membrane. The record is from RefSeq and is a predicted model, not a curated record. NCBI's taxonomy places the organism in Eukaryota, Metazoa, Chordata, Mammalia, Tubulidentata, Orycteropodidae. Gene Ontology annotation, molecular function: G protein-coupled receptor activity; olfactory receptor activity. Gene Ontology annotation, biological process: G protein-coupled receptor signaling pathway.
AUGUCAACAUUCUCCACCCAGACAGCUUCCAAUAGCAGCCCUUCAAUGGCCCCCACCUUCUUGCUGGUGGGCAUGCCAGGUCUGUCAGCUAUACCCUCCUGGUGGACAAUCCCCCUCAUCAUGCUCUACCUUCUAUCUGCCUUGGGCAAUGGUACCAUCCUCUGGAUCAUUGCCAUGGAGCCCACCUUGCACCGCCCAAUGUACUUCUUCCUCUUCCUACUCAGUGUGUCUGAUGUUGGCUUGGCCACAGCCCUGAUGCCCACCCUCUUGGGUCUUGCUCUUGCUGAUGUUCAUGUGGUCUCUGCCUCAGCCUGCCUCCUCCAAAUGUUCUUUGUCCAUGUCUUUUCUGUCAUGGAGUCCUCUGUCUUGCUCACAAUGGCCUUAGAUAGAGCACUGGCAAUCUGCCGUCCUCUCCACUAUCCCACACUCCUCACCAAUGGUUUCAUUAUGAAGAUUGGUCUCGCUAUUGCUUUCCGAUGCCUAGGUCUCCAUCUGCCCCUACCAUUCCUCCUGGCCCACAUGUCCUACUGCCGCCCACAGGUCCUAACCCAUUCUUAUUGCUUGCACCCAGAUAUGACCCAUCUGGCUUGCCCAGGAGCUUGGGGAGCAGUCUACAGCCUCUUUGUGGUCCUCUCAGUCAUGGGAUUGGAUCCCUUGCUUAUUUUCUUCUCCUAUGGCCUAAUUGGUAAAGUGUUGCAAGGUUUGGGAUCCAGUGAGGAGCGCUGGAAGGCUAGUCAAACCUGUGUGGCCCACCUCUCUGCUGUGCUCCUCUUCUAUGUGCCUAUGAUCCUCCUGGCACUCAUUGACCGUCUUAGAUUGCCAGUACCUCAGCCUGCCCAUACUCUUCUCUCCUAUGUCCACUUUCUGCUUCCUCCAUUAUUAAACCCUAUACUCUAUAGUGUCAAGAUGAAGGAGAUUAGAGAAAGAAUACUCAAGAGAUUACAACCCAUGAAGGUAGGUUUUGCUCAGUGA